CAAAACAUUCCUGACGUCAUGUAUUCCUGUGACAGGCUUCACGUUUAAUCUCAGAGCCAGAAAGGUCUGUUAAAUUAGCAGAAGCUUUAUUUAUAAUUGUAUAGUAAUUAUUUUUAUGUAUAGUCUAAUCUGUAUUUGACAGUUUUGUUUUGUCUCAUAUUAUGCUAGUUUUUUAUUUUAAUUUGUUGGUGGCAUGCAUGUCUAAUGACUUAUUUGUCAGUCUUGCAGAAUCUAAAUCUCGGACAAAGCAAAUCAGUUGUGACUAGAUAAGAUAAGAUAAAAUGAAACACCAUUUCUUUACUUAAUUAAGGCAAUGUAUGUUGAAUUCCACCAUCUCCUACCGAUUUUUUUUUUUUUUAUGUACUUCCCUUCAGGUUCAGAAACAAAUAUGCAGCCUGCUUCACAUCUAACUGCUUCAGUAUGAUGCUUCAUUCGACGUUGUCUAGCUGGUUUAUAUAAACAGUUAUGGAGUCUCAGACGGGCAAAGGCAGUUCGUCAAAUAGAGGCAGUUCCAGAAGACUCUCAGUGACAAAGAAAAAGAGCCAGAAAGUCAGUGCAAUCAAAGAGAGAACAAGCAAUGGAGGUGGGGUUGCUUCCAUAACUUCAUUUUUCAGGAAUACACCACCGUGUAAACUGGCAUGUCCUCUGUGUGGCAGACUUGUGCCUCGUUACAAGAUUAAUGAACAUAUAGACUCUCAAUGUCAGAAGUUUCUUGGAGAGGAUCAUGAAGAUGCACUGACUGUCAGAGACGACCUGCAGGAGAAAAUAACCAAAACACCCUUUAAUGGUGCAUCUCGAAAUGAUGGAAUAGAGAAAAUCCCAGGAGAGAAAGAUGCUGAUACAAGUCCGUAUUUUAAAAAGAACUGUGUGAUGAGGCGUGAUUCACCUGAAACAAAUUUACAAGGUAAACCCUUUAAAACGGUUGGUCUUGGAAGUUUGUCCUCUAAACUGUCUAGAAGAGCACUUAGACUUUCAGGUGAAUCUGAGAUGGAUGAUACUCGUGCCUCUGGAAAAGAAGAGACCCAUGAUGCAGAACUGAGCAGUUCACAGAAGGAAAAUUGCACGAGGAGUUUAAUUUUUGAAUCUAAAGCCAGUGGCAUGGAUACAGAUAAUACAUUCCCUACAGAGCCAGCGGCUUCAAACCAACCUCCAGUGAAAAACAUGGAGAAAUCUGUGGCAGAAUCAAGCAGCAGCGCUGACAUUCAGUCAGUGAAAUCGUCAUCCUCAUCCAGGGCCCUAAAGCGUAAAUCAGACGAUUUGUCUAAAAAGGACACAAACACUACAGUAACCUCUGCUGUACAGAAGAAAAGUAGAUAUUUUCAAAGUAAAACUGAAAACAGACAUGAAACGAAUGUCAAGUCAGAUCCAACGGAGGCCUCAUCUGAUGUUGUUCCAUUAUCAGAGAGUCAAAUCAAAAGCAAGGACACUGAGAGGAAGCCCGAUGCCCCACCAGCCAAUGUAUCCGAAGCACUUGGCGUAGAGAAAGUCAGCGAGGGAUCAGAGCAUCCGCACACCAGACUGCCGUAUUACCUGCAGAACUUUCGGACUGUCCUCGAGGCGGUGUUGGAGAAUGAGGAUGAUAGGAUGCUCUUCAAUGAGGAAGACUUCUCAAUCAUUCACACUUUUCAGAAGCUCUCAGUACCUGGUCAGAUGCUUUAUGUCCGUCUGUUUCAAAGGAAGCUGAAAUGGCUUCAGGUCAGUAAGUUGGAAUACACCGAGAUCAGCUCAGACCUCAGACCUGUCAUUCGAGAGCUGGUUGCAUGUGGCUUCUUACAAACAGAAUCCGAGCUUCACGACAUCCAAGAGGUUUUGGAUCUGCUGCCUGCACCGGAGCUCAGAAACCUGGCCAAAACCUUUCACCUUGGCCGUGGAGGGAAUGGGACUCAGAAACAGCAGUUGGUGGAAGGGCUCCUUCAGCUGGGGAAACAGCGAUCCUUCUUUGUCGGUCAAAACAACACGGCUGCAGUCAUUCUCAAGAGGGCCAAGCUGGCUGCAGGUUCCUGUGUGCGUCUGUGCCGCAGGUCACGUGCCGUGUUCUCCCGGGUCCUGCUCCUGUUCUCCCUCACAGACACUUUGGAGGAGGAGGAGAUGGCCGCUGGAGGUCAGGGGCAGCUCUACACCAUUCUGCUUGUCAAUUCUGGCCGCCUAGCUUUCCCAGAAUACACAGUAAAUCGCUCAACCAGGCUGUUUGAAGACAGGGAUGACCUCAUCAGGUAUGAAACGGCGAUGCGUGCGCUGCAGGAAGUGAUUGCUGCAAUGCAGACAGGCAGCUGGGAGGACGCCCAUGUCCUCUAUGUCACAGCAAAAGCCACCUGGCAGGAGAUGAAAGACUCCUGUGACCUGAGUCAUCAAGAACAACUGCCUGUUUUUCUGCGGUGUUUCACCGUGGGCUGGACCUAUACUCGGAUACUGUCUCGAGGAGUCGAGAUCUUACAAAGACUUCGCCGCUAUGAGGACGCUGUGGAGGAGCUCAGGAUUCUUCUGUCCCAGUCAGUGUAUUGUGUGGACAGUAGGGGGCGCUGGUGGGACAGACUUGCUCUCAAUCUCCAGCAACAUCUUAAAAAACAUGAGCAGGCCAUUUGUGCUAUCCGGGAUGGACUGAAUGACCCUCUGGUCCGAACAGGCCACAAAUUGUCACUUCACCAGCGAGCUUGCCGAAUGAAGCAUUCGGCUAGCUUGAAGAAGUACCGUCUGCUGCUCCGAGAUCUGCCCACUGUGCACGUACAGGAUGUCACUCAUGUGACAAUUCGAGGCCAGCUCUUUCCUCAUGAGGGUGGUAUGGGGAAAUCAGUGUUCCUCAGAGCGGCCAAAGAGGAUGAAGGCUCCACAGAGGGUCGAGGGACUAUGGUCAUGUGUUCUGUUGAGGAACUGGCUCUGGAGCACUACAGAACACUUGGUUUUGAUCAAGGUAUUCAUGGAGAAGGCUCUACAUUUUCCACCCUUUUUGGACUCCUCAUGUGGGACAUCAUCUUUAUCGAUGGGGUUCCUGAUGUCUUCCGAAACCCCUACCAGACUUGUCCUCUGGAUUUGCACACUGAUUGUUUCUACGGUAACCGGCGGGAAAGCAUCGAGGCGCGUGCUGAGAUGUUGCGCGAGGCGUCUGCCGAGACGCUCCAGGAGCUGCUCGCUGAUGUGUGGGACACACAGGAGGGGAGAGUGUGUGUGCUGAUAAACUGGGAGCGCUUCUCCUCUCUUCAGCAGGCACAGAGUCUAGUGGCAUGUCUGGGUGGCCACUUCCUGAGCGGUGUGGUCCUCAGAAUGGCAAAAGACUACAGGCAUUGUAGAGGAGGACUUCCAGAUCUAGUAGUCUGGAGCACAUCCAACAAGAAGUACAAGCUGGUGGAAGUGAAGGGUCCUAAUGACCGUCUGUCCCAGAAGCAACAGAUCUGGCUGGAUGAGCUGCAAAAGCUUGGGGCUGAUGUAGAAGUUUGUCAUGUCACUGCCAUUGGAGCACGAGGGGCUCGACGGGAGUGAGGCUGCUGUCACACUGAGAGUGAAGAUUCAUGCAUGCUUGCAUGUCUCAUCAAGCACGCAGAGUAAGAAAUGUUUGAAAAACACAGGAUGGAUUUAAUGAUGGUAUUAAAACCUCUGCUUGGUCCUAGUUAAGUCAAGUCACCUUUAUAUAGCGCUUUUAACAGUACAGAUUGUCAAAGCAACUGAACAGCAUUAAUUAGGAAAAUAGUGUGUCAGUAAUACAAAACGACAAUAGUAAACACUUAUUUUUCAGUUAAAGGCAAUUCAUCAUUGAAUUCAGUGAUGUCAUCAUCCAGCUCAGUUCAGUUUAAAUAGUAUCUGUGCAAACAAGUCAACGAUAUCACUGUGAAUGAAGUGUCCCCAACUGAGCAAGCCAGAGGCGACAGCGGCAAGGAACUCCAUCCAGAAUGGAGAAAAAACCUUGGGAGAAACCAGGCUCAGUUGGGGGACCAGUUCUCCUCUGGCCAGACCAAACUAGCAGUUCAAUUCCAUGCUGUAGCAAAGUCAGAUUGUGCAGAAGAAUCAUCUAUUUCCUGUGAUCUUGUCCCGGUGGCCAUCUGAGACUAGCUCUUUACAGGGGAUCUGGUGCUCAUCUAGUUGUCCUGGCCUCCACUGUCUUUCAGGGCUGUAGAGGUCCUCUAGGUGCUGAUCCACCACCUUGUCUGGCCAGGUUAAAGAGAUGGGUCUUUAAUCUAGAUUUAAACUACAAGAGUGUCUGCUUCACAAACAAUGUUAGGUAGGUUAUUCCAGAGUUUAGGCGCUAAAUAGGAAAAGGAUCUUCCACCUGCAGUUGAUUUUAUUAUUCUAGGUAUUAUCAAAUUGCCAGUUUUGAGAAUGCAGUGGAUGUGGAGGACUAUAAUUUAAGAAGAGCUUGUUCAAAUACUGAGGUGCUAAACCAUUCAGGGCUUUUUCUUUAUAAGUAAUAAGCAUCAUAUUGAAAUCGAUAUGAUGAGGGAGCCAGUGCAGUGUUGACAGGACAGAGCUAAUAUGGUCAUACUUCCUGGUUCUAGUAAGAACUCUAGCUGCUGCAUUUUGAACCAGAUGGAGUUUGUUUAUUAAGCGUGCAGAACAACCACCCAAUAAAGCAUUACAAUAAUCUAACCUUGAGAUCAUGAAUGCAUGAAUUAACGUUUCUGCAUUUGACAUUGAGAGCAUAGAUCGUAAUUUAGAUAUAUUUUUAAGAUGGAAAAAUUCAGUUUUACAAAUGCUAGAAAUGUGGCUUUCUAUGGAAAGGUUGCUAUCAAAUAGUACACCUAGUUUCCUAACUGAUGAUGAAGAAUUGACAGAGCAGCCAUCAAGACUUAGACAGCAUUCUAGGUUAUUUCAUGCAGAGUUUUUAGGUCCUGUAAUUAACAACUGUUUUUUUUUAAAUUUAUCAGCAAGAAAUUACUCCUCAUCCAGGUUUUUAUAUCCACUAUGCAUUCCGCUAGUUUUUCCAAUUUCAAUUCAACAUCACUAAUCUGGUGAUGUAAGAGAAGAGUAUUAUUAUGCACUGUAAGGGAGUUCAAAAGUAUUUAUUCUCUCAAUCAGAAACAUAAAAUGAUUAAAUUACUUCAUGGCAUUGACUGAAUUUAUUCCUGUGCUAUUUGUGAAGUGGCAAUAUAUUUUAAUAACAGAUUCUUUUUAAAUUGUAUCAUUUCUGGACUAAGUAAUUUAAAUAUAUUAAAAACAUCAAAAUGUAAAAGUUUUUGUCUGUUUAUAUAAUGAUACAAAUGCUUAAAUAUUCAUGGAAAAUCUGUUAUUUUCUAAAAAAAUAAAAAUAAAAACUCAGCAUAAGCUCUUUCCAAGA
Carassius gibelio (silver crucian carp) is the source of this 5263-nucleotide messenger RNA. Its product is annotated as fanconi-associated nuclease 1. Gene Ontology annotation, molecular function: 5'-3' exonuclease activity; 5'-flap endonuclease activity; flap-structured DNA binding. The record is from RefSeq and is a predicted model, not a curated record. Gene Ontology annotation, cellular component: nucleus. The coding region runs from base 466 to 3474 and encodes 1002 amino acids. Lineage: Eukaryota; Metazoa; Chordata; Actinopteri; Cypriniformes; Cyprinidae. The transcript has 13 exons. Gene Ontology annotation, biological process: interstrand cross-link repair.